Molecule: messenger RNA, 932 nt
Organism: Erythranthe guttata (spotted monkey flower)
Lineage: Eukaryota; Viridiplantae; Streptophyta; Magnoliopsida; Lamiales; Phrymaceae
Gene: RTNLB13
Product: Reticulan like protein B13
Biological process (GO): response to bacterium
Source: RefSeq, a predicted model, not a curated record
AAUAAUAUCAACCAUGUCUGAUAAUUGGGAAUUAUCUCCACCCAAAGUUCCUGUUGAUCUGCCCCAGAACGAAUCAUCUCCACCCCAAGUUGUUCUGCCCCAGAAUGAAUCAGCUGAUUUAUUCAAGGACUUGGUGACGUGGAGAAGAAAACAACUCAAUCUCUUCGCCCUACUCGCGGCCACAUCAGCAUGGACAGCGAUGCAGAUUUACAAGUACAACUUCAUCACCCUCGUUUCUUACAUAGCCAUCGCCGCCGCUGUGUGCCUCUUCUUCUGGGGAAACAUCCACCGCCUCUUGAAAAGAGAGGCCCCCGAUUUAUCAGAACUAGAAAUCAGCGAAGAGGCUGCAAUCGGGUGCGCAAACUCACUCCGGCGGAAGUGCGAGGAAGGUGUUCGACUUAUGUUCCGAGUGAGCGUUGAUAGUGAGUGGUUCGUGUUUGUUGGAGCUGUGGCUUCCUUGUAUUUGCUCUCUUUGUUGGCUAAGCAGUUUGAUUUGCUUACACUCUUCUUCAUGGGAGUGGUGGGGGGAUUGACUCUGCCUGUAAUUUAUGUGAAGAAUGAAGGAAGGAUAAGAGGGUUUGGAGAAGUAGUGGGGAUUAAAUCAAGAAGGUUUUAUUCUAUGGCAGAAGAUAAGUUUCAGAUGAUGAAAAACAAGAUUGCUGCGGGAAGAGGAAAAGUGAUUAAAGAGAAGAAGAUGGAAUGAAUAAUAGUUGAUCUUGAUUAAUUAGUGAUUACGUACUCACUUUUUUUUUUUUUUUUUUUUUAAUUAAGUUAAUUGCUGUCUUAUGAAUUGUUGUGGGAUCAUAUUUACAUGUUCUUGUUCUUUUUGUUGAAGCGGUCAGUAGUCAAUACUCGGUGGUGGUGUGGUGGUGUUGGUUAAAGAUUGUAAAUAUGAUAAUAUAUAUUAAAUAAGUCGAACUCAUUAACAUCAG